Trichomycterus rosablanca is the source of this 4735-nucleotide messenger RNA. RefSeq names its product zinc finger protein 704 (gene znf704). Bases 162 to 1589 code for a protein of 475 amino acids. Gene Ontology annotation, molecular function: RNA polymerase II cis-regulatory region sequence-specific DNA binding; DNA-binding transcription factor activity. The transcript is spliced from 9 exons. Gene Ontology annotation, biological process: regulation of transcription by RNA polymerase II. Gene Ontology annotation, cellular component: nucleus. NCBI's taxonomy places the organism in Eukaryota, Metazoa, Chordata, Actinopteri, Siluriformes, Trichomycteridae. The record is from RefSeq and is a predicted model, not a curated record.
UGAAACGCGCAUGCAUGUGAGCAAAAUGGCCUUGUUGAGCGCGCACUCGCCCUUUCUCGGUUUUGCCAUCACGGAUUCGAUUUCGACGUUUGCUGUUUUUAUAAGCGCAGUUUUAACGCGUUUGGGCUUUUAGACCGCCGCGAUAGCAGCAGGAUCGAGCCAUGCAGGCGCGCCGCCUGGUGAAGCGCUCUGUGAUCGGUAGCCGCGUGAACGCGCCCGGGUGCGCGGCUGCAGCGGGAGAUACAGCGGCGGGAGAGCGGGAAAACGGGGACGCCGCUAAGGAACACAUCGACGAAGAACUCACCAAGGGGCAGAGGAAGCCAAGCUUAAAGAGCUUGUGUAAUGGCGGGCAGCGUGGUUCAACACAGGGCCAGAAUGGUGCCAUGCAGAAGGGUGAGGGCACAGACCGGACUGAGGAUUCAUGGGCACCGGAGAACAGGCGAGUAGGAAGGACGCAGGACAUGGAGAAGGACAGCACUCGCUCUGUCUCACUACUUGAGCAGAAACGCAAAGUUGUCUCGUCCAGCAUCGAUGUACCACAUGCCAGAAAAUCAGAGGAAGAGGUGGACAUGGACAAAGUGACCGCUGCCAUGGUGCUAACCAGUCUUUCCACUAGUCCUCUUGUGAGAAGUCCUCCAGUUAAAGUUAGCGAGGGUCUAAAUGGUUCAUGGAAAGAUGGAGGUUUUACUCCUUCCAGUUACAGCAGCAGUGGUUUUUGGAGCUGGAGUGCUCCCAGUGACCAGUCCAACCCGUCCACUCCAUCCCCACCGCUCUCAGCCGACAGCUUCAGGCCGUUCAAGAUGUCCAGCUUCAGUGGGCUGCAUGAUGAUGCUUUGGAAGAACAGGAUGCUAGCAGUCUGCUGUUCGAUGAGCCCAUUCCGCGCAAACGCAAGAACUCCAUGAAGGUGAUGUUCAAGUGUUUGUGGAAGAACUGUGGCAAGGUGUUGAGUACUGCAGCUGGGAUCCAGAGGCACAUACGUACCAUGCACCUCGGGCGUAACUGUGACUCUGAGUGCAGUGAUGGAGAGGAGGAUUUCUAUUACACUGAGAUUAAGCUGAACACAGACUCGGUGGCUGAUGGGCUGAGCAGCCUGUCCCCUGCAUCUCCAUCCAUUUUGUCCCCUCCUCCUGCCGGCGAACACAAACGAACCGAGACAUCCAGCAGCAAUGGUGCAUCAAGGAGUGAGUGCAACAGCUCCACCCAACUCAGUCGCUCUGCUCCCAGUGCGCUCUACCUAGUGCACUCUGACCAUGCCUACCAGGCCACGGCUCCAGUCUCUAUUCCCUCCACCAGUUCAGCUCACUUCACUCCUUCUACCAGCAACAGCUUUAGCAUUUCCUGGCAGUCUCCACCUGUCAGCUUUACCGGCACCCCUGCCUCUCCCACUAACAGUCGCACCCAGGGCUUUAAUGAGCAGCGCUCACAGACCACAGCAGCGCCCCCAUCUCUACCCCGAACCUCAGGAUCACUCAGCAGGAAGUCUCGGGGUGAGGGUAAAAAGUGCCGUAAGGUGUACGGGAUGGAAAAUCGAGACAUGUGGUGUACAGCCUGCCGCUGGAAAAAAGCCUGCCAGAGGUUUGUGGACUGAGCUGCCAUGAAAAAAGGGGUGUGACUUUCCCUGCAUGCGAAGUAUCACUCCUACUCUUUCAGCUCCACAGACUAUGCCACAAUCUCUCACUUACUGGAAUGAAUCCAGGACCUGAACUCUUUAAGCAUUCGCACUCUAACCAGGGCACUUGCCUUUUUGAAUAAAGCUAGAGAUGUUUGAGAUUGAGAACUUUGUAAAGCACUUGUCUUAUCUGUUUUUGGAAACUUUGUAUGUUGUGGAGGAACCAAUCAAAACUUAUCGGGUCCAAUCACUGCCUGAACAUUUUCUAAAGAACUUGUUGCCUGAACUUGAGUGCUACAAUGUGGAGUAUAAAAGUAAGGGGUGCUUGUUUUCUAUGAACAGUGUUCCAAGGCUUAAGGUGAGUCAACCAGACCCAACAAUUCCUGUUCUGGUCCAAGAGGAGGUACUUGGGAAUGAGGACAUGUGUGCCCCCUAGUGGACAUGGAUUAAUGCAAAAAAAGGCUUGGAAGCCUCCACUUUUCUUCCGAAUCAUCUCAAGCAAUUACACGUGAGGAAGAGACAAGUUUUCUAUCUGUUUUAUAUGUACUACUUUCAGGGAUGCGAUCACAGAAAGCAAAACCAGCAGCUAUGUGUAAAAGCAGUGAAGGCAAAGAGUUUUUCAACAUAGGAAUAUCUACCUGCAACCAAAAAGGUUUUUUAUGUGCCAUUUUUUUCCUUUUUUUGUUCCUGCUGUAAAUAAUGCUGUGUCAAGGUACUUUCAAUUUGAUGAGGCUGUUUGUUUUCCAUCGAACGUACAGAAACCCUCGUUUGUAAUGAACAGGUCAGCAUGUCGCCUGUGGAGGGCCAACAAACACACAGCUUUGCUUUUAAAAGCUUCGAAAGCGAGCUCCUGCUCCUCUCACCAUUUUUCUGACCUCACAUGUUGAAGCAGGAAGGAACAGAGUUACAGCACUUACCCACUGGAGCUGGAAGCACUUGACUGUUUUAUAUUUGUCUGUGAUUGAUAUGGUAUGAAGUAUUUACACCGUGGUGAUCUUGGAGGAGGAAGAAACUUGGGCUUUUCUACACGCUGCUCCAGGUGAUGAAGACUGGAUCAAGAGUUUUCUCUUUAUUUCACUGGGGUUGUGUUCUUAGGAGCUCAUCACCUUUUUGACUCCAGCCCCGAUGACGUUUAUGCAAGAAGAAAACGGCUGCUCAGCGGGCAGUUGUAAGUUCUCUGGCGCUGUUUUUGUCACUUUGAUGCAGUAUUGUAUAAAAACCAUGCGUAAUACAACCAUGCACCAACACCAGCUAGCACAAACAUCAUGGCUUUGUCAUCUUUAGCAGCUCUCAUGUAUGUCGUACUAUUCCAGAAAUGUUUUCUUUUUAUCCACAGUACUAUCAGGAUGUUUUUGGAUGUAGUUCUGACCUAAGCUAAAUGUUUUCUGUCAUUGAAAUGUUUAUAAUACUAGUGGAAUUUAUUUUCCUUCACUACAUGUGAAGCCUUCAACAGUGUUUUCUUAAGAGCAUUUUAUUAACAAAUGCAUUAACCCUCUUGUUGUGUUCUAGUCAAAGUUAAACAAUUUGCUUUCUUUUGCUGUUGGACCCCCUUGGCUGCCUGGACAGUUUCAAGUCUGUGGAACUGUACUGAAUGUAUAAAACACCUUUUAUCCAUAAGAUAUAAGCUCAGAUUGUGUUUCCAUUACGGUUGUGGCACCUGCUAUAUAACACAUUGUUCCAAAAUCUCCCAUAGGUGCUGAAUCGGGUUGAGAUCCAUAGCAAGCAUAAAAUAUAUCACUAUAAUUUUUAUUUAGAUCAAAUGAUUCAGCAUCUCACUGUGUUAUACAAAUGAGGCAAAUAUAUCUCCUAUCAAGAUAUAUUCCUAAACCGUACCAGUCAAGCAUUCUGGCCUGUACUGUUCUCUUAAUAUUCGCCUCACGUAUUUACAGUUACAAGAGAAAUAGGAAUGAGGUUACCUAAAAGGUAUAAUGCAUAAAAACCAAGGAUGAUUUACUGAUUUGAACACAGCAUGAGGGUUAGUUUUAUAUGAGUGAUUUUUCAAACAGUACAUGAAGAUAAAGUUACUGUCAUUUUGUUAUGGGAAAGUCUUUGUUGAUAAAGAAAUACAAGCUAUAUACACAGUUCAUGUUUACAUGUUAUUCCAAAGUAAAAUGUGUAUUUGGUGGUUUGUGCAUCUUCUUCUCUAUAAUGACGGUGUUUUUUUACAUUCUAAGUAUUUUACAUUUUGUUGCUGCUUUGUGUUCCUGAAAGAAUCCAAUACUCCAUCCAAACAAUGUUGAUCAACCAAGACGUUUUUGGUGUUCCACAUUUCCUGUCCCACGUUUCUUAGCAUUUGCAUUUGUUCAUUUAACAGGGUCGUGUAUCCAAAGUGGGUUACAGAAAAUGCAGCAUAAAAACCAUCCUGGUUCUUGGGAAGUGUCCUCUUAGGCUGUGUGAUGCGGUUAAGCAGGAACAGAUAAGCAAGACAAUGUAUUGUUUCUAAAGCUCUACCAUUAUACAGCCUUGUCUACUCAAAAACCAACUCUGACUGUUUCACUAUAAGGCCAUGGCUUCGGUCUAUGAAAAAUGAGACCAAGAUCUUCUGAAUACUAACUAAGAUACUAGUGUCUUACAUUAGCAGAAUUAUUAGAGUACAUAUGAAGAGAAGAUUGAAACUCAUGCAGUGAUAUCAAUGAUUCAAGAGUAAACACUCAUUAUUAGAGUUUAAAAUAAAGCUGGGUGGUUGUUUUUUAUUGUGAUUUCUGAAAAUGUCAUAUUGCUUAUGGUAACUGCCAUGCCUACCUGUUGUAGCAGCAAAAUCUGCUAGUGAGGCAGUUUGGUGAACAUUUAUUUGAGUUUUUUUUAUUAUUAAAUAUUGCAAUAAAGUUCUUUAUUUCACCCAGCUUUACCUAAAAGUUAUAAUUUUCUAUUCAAAUGUGAAUAUAUAAUGUAUUUGAUAAGUUGAUAAGUUUAGGAUACUAUAAAAGCUGUUGCUUGUCCAAAGCUCUUAUUGGCUAUUUGGUGCUACAAUACCCCAAACAUCAUAAGGUGAUAAUAUAAGAAGCGGCCCGGUCUUCCCAGACAAAACAAAUGAAACUGUUUAAAUUAUGUUUCCAUGGCCUCUGUGUGUUUUCUGUUCAAAUGUCAAUAAAUAGUUAUUCACAGAUGUUAUGGUAAUUACCACA